Sorghum bicolor (sorghum) is the source of this 1247-nucleotide messenger RNA. RefSeq lists its product as uncharacterized. The transcript has a single exon. Lineage: Eukaryota; Viridiplantae; Streptophyta; Magnoliopsida; Poales; Poaceae. The record is from RefSeq and is a predicted model, not a curated record. Bases 369 to 890 code for a protein of 173 amino acids.
UUAUUCGAGAGAUAAAUGGACUUUGGGCUUCUCUUGGGGAUAACACAUGGGCCAAACUGUUUUCAGCCCAUGAACAAGAGUCCACAAUACAGUUUGGAAUACAGUUUUUGGUCAAAAAGGCAAAAGCAGCCGCGGUACGAGAAUUGGAUUCAACGGAAGCUAAAGGGCCAAGAUGCAAAACAGCGGGAAACAACUUGCCCUCGCUAUAAGCCCAAAGCACCCGGUCCGCCGCGGCGCCCGCCUCCCCUCGCCGGUGUCCCUCGUUCGCGCUCGCCCAGCCCGCCUCCACCUCCCAUGCCGGAGCGCCGCCGCAUCGCCGGAGAUCCGCCGUACUGGUGAUCCCCGGAGCAGGAGCAGGAGCAGACGCGAUGGACCGCUUCCUGCUGUCCCGCCCACCCCUGCCCGUCCCGACCCACGCCGCGGCCGCUGCGGGCGCCGACGGCGACCUCCUCGAGCUCGACGUGCUCUGGCCGGCCACCCCUUCGUCCGCGGUAGGGCUCGGCCUCCUCGCCGCGCUCCCGGAGGACGAGGGCAAGAAGAAGAAGCGCGCCGCGGGCCCCGUGGGCGGGGUCGGGGGCCCCGUCCGAUCCGCCGCGCGCCACGUCCCGGAGACCGCCGCGGGGUCCGGUUCCGCGAUGGCGGCGAGGUCGGCGCCGGUGCGGAUACCGUCGGACCCCGCGCGUAGGGGGAGGUGGGCCCACGCCGGCGCGUGGGCGGGCGGCAGCGCGGAGGAUACCGGGGAGGCCGUGGUGCCCCCGCACGAGAUCGUCGCGCGCCGCGCCGCCGCGCACAGCUCGGUGCUGGAGGGCGCUGGGAGGACGCUCAAGGGCCGCGACCUCCGCCGCGUCCGCAACGCCGUCCUGCGCCGCACGGGCUUCCUCGUCGACUGAGGCGGAGGCGAGUCGUCACGUCGCUUUCGUGAUAAAGUUUUGACCAUUUUUUCCCCCUUCGCGAUUUUGUUUCCCGAUGUGUUUGUGGUCCGGCUACUUUGAUUCCUUUUCCUUCACCUGACGAGAGAGGGGUUGGAAAACAUCUUUGAUUCCUUUACCUUCCCCUGACGAGAGAGGGGUUGGAAAACAUGAGGUGAGUUGAGGUGAACGAGCGAGGACAUGAUUACCGUGUUGAUCCAUCACAUAUAUAUGGAAAUUUUGGUCUUUAAAAUUGUUCCAAUCCGUAUGCUGUGUAUUGGAAAGAUUACAUUACAUGGGCUAAGAGAGGCGGUUUCUCAUAAAUCAUGCCCAGUUCUA